This is a messenger RNA of Sorghum bicolor (sorghum), 3391 nucleotides long. Its product is annotated as putative receptor-like protein kinase At4g00960. The record is from RefSeq and is a predicted model, not a curated record. The transcript has 11 exons. Gene Ontology annotation, molecular function: protein kinase activity; ATP binding. Gene Ontology annotation, biological process: protein phosphorylation. Bases 532 to 2493 code for a protein of 653 amino acids. NCBI's taxonomy places the organism in Eukaryota, Viridiplantae, Streptophyta, Magnoliopsida, Poales, Poaceae.
GCUGCUGCCCUGGAUGCUCGCUCCCUCGCGUCGCCGUCGGUAGCUGCUGCCCAUCGCUUGCCAGUGCCUCCCCGCGCCAUUAUUAGCCGCCCUGCUCAGCAGCACCGUCGCCCGCCGCGCCGUAGCCUGCCGCGCGUCGAGAGGCAUCGACCGCCGUCCACAAUGCCCAGCUCCAUUCCACCAUGCCGCGCGCCGAGAGGCGUCGGCCUGCGCCGGUGACCCUGGCUUCGCGCCUCAGCGCGGCGGCCCCUGCAGGGGCCGCACGGCACGGCCGCAUAGCACCCCUGCCCCGGAGUGACCGAGACACGGAGUCCCCAGUCUCGUACAGUCUCGCAGCAAGUCAAGUCAACGAUUCACACGGGCAUUAUUGGAAGAGUUACAGUUGCUUCUGCGGAUCAGCUUCUCCCAUCCUCCCCCAAAACCUACAGCCCUUCGUCUCCCACUCACAUCUCCAGGCUGUGUCCGAUCACCAGUAAGAGGAGCUCCCCUGCUUAUUGUCUCAGAAACAGAGCAGCAUUGCUUCAGUUGGGAAUGAAGGGAGAUUCCAGCAGACAAAGUAGCUUAAAGGACAACUCACAAGUAUCAAGUGCAUUUCCAAGGGAGCCAAAGCUAGAAUUCCUAAAGAGCAUCACAAAAGAUUUCUCAAGUGAACGAGAGGUUGGACAUGGUGCAUUUGGAGUGGUUUAUAAGGGCAUACUUCAGAGUGGACAACUGGUUGCUGUGAAGAAGCUUGUGCGAAAAUCAGGAGUUCAUGAUAGACGUUUUCAGAAUGAGGCAGACAAUCUCCAGACUCUGGAACACAGAAAUAUAGUCAAGUUACUUGGUUCUUGUUACCAAGUAGAAAAGAAAUUGGUGGAGAGAAACGGCAGACAUUUUCUCUCAGAUGUUCCAGAAAAAUUCCUCUGCUAUGAAUAUUUGUCUAAUGGAAGCCUUGACAAAUACAUUUACGAUCAAUCUUCAGAAUUUGAUUGGCCCAUGCGCUUCAAAAUAAUCUUGGGGAUAUGCAAUGGGUUACAUUUUCUGCAUGAGGAGCGAAGUGAAGCCAUAGUUCACUUGAAUCUUAAACCUAGCAACAUAAUUUUGGGUGACGACAUGGUGCCGAAAAUUGCAGAUUUUGGACUUUCAAGGUUGUUUGGUGAAGAACAAACCAGAAUUCUCACCCAAAAUGUUGUGGGGUGGAUAGGAUACAUUGCCCCGGAAUACCAUUACAGAGGAGAAAUAUCAGUAAAGUCGGACAUAUUCAGUUUGGGUGUUCUUAUUCUUGAAAUAGUGACAGGACUGAAGAGGGACCUCAAUAUUCAAGACAUUUCUUCUAAGUUACUAAUUGAUAAUGUAUCUAAAAAUUGGACAAAAAUGUCGCAUAUAGAAUCAAAGUAUCCAUCACUGGAAGAACAACACAUGCUACAAGUAAAAAGAUGCAUUGAACUUGGUUUAAACUGCGUGGAGACAGAUCCAAGGAAAAGGCCUACUGUAGGUUCAAUAAUUUGUAAACUCAAAGAAAACAGUCAUGAAGCUAGCAUAUGCAAACUCAUGGAGAAGAAGCUGCAACUGAUAGCUGAAUUCCCAAGGGAACCAAAGCUACACUUUGUAGAGGAAAUCACAGGGAACUUUGCCAAUGAACGUGAAAUUGGUAAAGGUUCUUUUGGGGUAGUUUAUAAGGGAAUGCUUCCAAAUGGAGAAGUUGUUGCGGUAAAAAAGCUUUUGGUAGUUCCACAAAUCAAUCUGGAUAAGCAUUUUAAGAAUGAAGUAUUUAGUCUGAUUGAUCUCAAUCAUAGAAAUAUAGUGAAGCUAAUCGGGUAUUGUUAUGAAAUACAUAAGAAGCUGGUGGAAUCCCAUGGAAGAUAUGUUUUUGCAGACACACAAGAAAGGAUACUGUGCUAUGAGUAUUUGCCUAGGGGAAGCCUUGACAAGUACCUUUACGGUGCAUUUCAUGAGCUUAAUUGGAGCAUCAGCUUCAAAAUAAUACAGGGGAUUUGUCAGGGUUUACAGUUCUUACAUGAAUUGCAAAGACCCAUAAUUCACAUGGAUCUCAAACCUGGAAAUAUAUUGUUGGAUGAUAAUUUAAUGCCCAAAAUUGCUGAUUUUGGUUUGUCAAGGCUCUUUGGCGAAGAGCAAACACGUACACUCACUUCAAAUGUUGUGGGAUCAAGAGGGUACAUGGCUCCAGAGUAUUACUACAGAGGUGAAGUCUCAGCCAAAUCAGAUAUAUAUAGUCUGGGUAUCCUUAUAAUCGAGAUAGUAACAGGGUUAAAAGUCAAUCCUAACACUGAAGACUUGUCAUCCAAGAACCUUAUCGACAAUGUACAAAAAACUUGGACAAAAAUGCCACAAAUAGUUUCUAAGUACCCAACGUUGGAAGCGAGCAGCCUCCAACAAGUUAAAAGAUGCAUUGAUAUUGGGCUAAAUUGUGUUAGUGAAAAUCCAAAAGAAAGGCCUUCCAUAGGGAAAAUUAUGGAGCAGCUUAAUGGAAACGGCUUUCCAUCCAGCAGCUAGAUCUUGAUACUUGAACUGAAAAAAAUUCCUAGGAAGCAACAGUGAAGGGGAACAGAUAGAAAAGAUUUCAUGUCUACACUCCCUCUCUCAGUUGAGGCCUUUGAUCAGUUUCAGCAACUCAUUUUCAUUCUGGAUGACACUCACCUUCUUCAAGGCAAGGAUUAAUGGUCUUAUAUCUGGGGUUCCACUGAGUUUGCAUCAAGCAAAGCUUAUCUGCAUCUGAUGGGCACCAGGCAAAUAUCACCGGUUUAUACAUGGCUUUGGAAUUCCUAUUGCCAGCCAAAAUGGAAAGUUUUUUUUUCGCUAGUUUUAAAAGAUAGACUUAAUACAUGGGAACUUCUGAAAAGGAAAACUAUGGUGUUGGAAAAUUACAACCGUUUGCUUUGUCAUUCGGACACUGAGGAGUCUUUGCAUCACUUGUUCCUGCAUUGCCCUUUUGCUAUGUCGUGCUGGAAUGUGUUGGGUUUGGCACAUUUAAUACAAGGGAACAUUCUGGACAUGAUCUCCUUGUUCAAGACUCAGAUUCAGAGGCCAAUAUUUAUGGAGAUAAUAGUACUAGCAAUGUUGUGGGCAAUUUGGUAUACUAGAAUUGGUCUUUUUUUUGGGGAACGAAAUGAUGUCGUUUUCAGAAAUCUCCAGCACUCAGUGAUCUCUUGCAAAGUCACCUUCAGACAAGAAUUAGCUCGAGUUAAGCUUAGAGCUAAGGAGGAGGACAAACAACUGAUAGACCUAUGGCUAGACAGCUUUGUGUAAUUGAGAUAGUAACAGGCUUAAAAGUCUGGGUAUCCUUAUAAUUGAGAUAGUAACAGGGUUAAAAGUCGAUUCUAACACUGAAGAUUUAUCGUCUAAGAACCUUAUCGACAGUGUAUGGCCAACAUAUUUUGAAUUUUUAUCCUUA